Messenger RNA from Nomascus leucogenys (northern white-cheeked gibbon), 3133 nucleotides. NCBI's taxonomy places the organism in Eukaryota, Metazoa, Chordata, Mammalia, Primates, Hylobatidae. The record is from RefSeq and is a predicted model, not a curated record.
UCCUGGAAGACUGUGAACCUUCAAGGACUGAAGCUCCCUGUUUUGCUGAGGCCCGGAGACCCCAUGGCCUCACUGAGUCGAGCCCUACGUGUGGCCGCUGCCCAUCCUCGCCAGAGCCCUACCCGGGGCGUAGGGCCAUUCAACCUGUCCAAUGCAGCUGGCCCCACAGCCGAGAAGAGUGUGCCGCAUCAGCGGACCCUGAAGGAGGGACAAGGCACCUCGGUGGUGGCUCAAGGCCCAAGCCGGCCCCUGCCCAGCACAGCCAACGUGGUGGUCAUCGGUGGAGGCAGCUUGGGCUGCCAGACCCUGUACCACCUGGCCAAGCUGGGCAUGAGUGGGGCGGUGCUGCUGGAGCGGGAGCGGCUGACCUCCGGGACCACCUGGCACACGGCAGGACUGCUGUGGCAGCUGAGGCCCAGUGACGUGGAGGUGGAGCUUCUGGCCCACACUCGGCGCGUGGUGAGCCGGGACCUGGAGGAGGAGACGGGACUACACACAGGCUGGAUCCAGAACGGGGGCCUCUUCAUUGCGUCCAACCGGCAGCGCCUGGACGAGUACAAGAGGCUCAUGUCGCUGGGCAAGGCGUAUGGUGUGGAAUCCCAUGUGCUGAGCCCGGCAGAGACCAAGACUCUGUACCCGCUGAUGAAUGUGGACGACCUCUAUGGGACCCUGUAUGUGCCUCACGACGGUACCAUGGACCCCGCUGGCACCUGUACCACCCUUGCCAGGGCAGCUUCUGCCCGAGGAGCACAGGUCAUUGAGAAUUGCCCAGUGACUGGCAUUCGUGUGUGGACGGAUGAUUUUGGGGUGCGGCGGGUCGCAGGUGUGGAGACGCAGCAUGGUUCCAUCCAGACACCCUGCGUGGUCAACUGUGCAGGAGUGUGGGCAAGUGCUGUGGGCCGGAUGGCUGGAGUCAAGGUCCCGCUGGUGGCCAUGCACCAUGCUUAUGUCGUCACCGAGCGCAUUGAGGGGAUUCAGAACAUGCCCAACGUCCGUGAUCACGAUGCCUCUGUCUACCUCCGCCUCCAAGGGGAUGCCUUGUCUGUGGGUGGCUAUGAGGCCAACCCCAUCUUUUGGGAGGAGGUGUCAGACAAGUUUGCCUUCGGCCUCUUUGACCUGGACUGGGAGGUGUUCACCCCACACAUUGAAGGCGCCAUCAACAGGGUCCCUGUGCUGGAGAAGACAGGAAUCAAGUCCACGGUCUGCGGCCCUGAAUCCUUCACGCCAGACCACAAGCCCCUGAUGGGGGAGGCACCUGAGCUCCGAGGGUUCUUCCUGGGCUGUGGCUUCAACAGCGCGGGAAUGAUGCUGGGUGGUGGCUGUGGGCAGGAGCUGGCCCACUGGAUCAUCCAUGGGCGCCCAGAGAAGGACAUGCAUGGCUAUGACAUCAGGCGCUUCCAUCACUCGCUCACGGAUCACCCCCGCUGGAUCCGAGAGCGAAGCCAUGAGUCCUACGCCAAGAACUACUCUGUCGCCUUCCCCCACGAUGAGCCGCUGGCCGGGCGCAACAUGAGGAAAGACCCGCUGCACGAGGAACUCCUUGAACAAGGCUGCGUGUUCCAGGAGCGGCACGGCUGGGAGCGACCGGGAUGGUUUCAUCCCCGAGGCCCAGCUCCGGUCCUCGAGUACGACUACUACGGGGCUUAUGGGAGCCGCGCGCACGAGGACUACGCCUACGGCAGGCUGCUGGCGGACGAGUACACCUUCGCCUUCCCGCCCCACCACGACACGAUCAAGAAGGAGUGCCUGGCCUGCAGAGGGGCCGCCGCUGUGUUUGACAUGUCCUACUUCGGGAAGUUCUACCUGGUGGGGCUGGAUGCAAGGAAGGCUGCCGACUGGCUCUUCUCCGCAGAUGUCAGCCGACCCCCAGGCUCUACCGUGUACACUUGCAUGCUCAACCACCGUGGGGGCACCGAGAGUGACCUGACUGUCAGCCGCCUGGCACCCAGCCACCAGGCCUCCCCGCUGGCCCCCGCCUUUGAAGGGGACGGUUACUACCUGGCUGUAGGCGGGGCCGUGGCCCAGCACAACUGGUCCCACAUCACCACCGUGCUGCAGGACCAGAAGUUCCAGUGCCAGCUCAUCGACAGCUCCGAGGACCUGGGCAUGAUCAGCAUCCAGGGCCCAGCCAGCCGAGCCAUUCUGCAGGAGGUGCUGGACGCAGACCUGAGCAACGAGGCCUUCCCGUUCUCCACCCACAAGCUGCUGAGAGCCGCAGGGCACCUGGUCCGGGCCAUGCGGCUGUCCUUCGUGGGGGAGCUGGGCUGGGAGCUGCACAUUCCAAAGGCGUCCUGCGUGCCUGUGUACCGGGCUGUGAUGGCCGCGGGUGCCAAGCACGGCCUCGUCAACGCAGGGUACCGCGCCAUCGACUCCCUGAGCAUUGAGAAAGGCUACCGGCACUGGCACGCGGACCUGCGGCCAGACGACAGCCCCCUGGAAGCAGGCCUGGCCUUCACCUGCAAGCUCAAGUCGCCGGUGCCCUUCCUGGGGAGGGAGGCCCUGCAGCAGCAGCGGGCCGCAGGCCUCCGCCGGCGCCUGGUGUGCUUCACCGUGGAGGACAAAGUACCCAUGUUUGGCCUGGAGGCCAUCUGGAGGAACGGCCAAGUGGUGGGCCAUGUCCGGAGGGCUGACUUUGGGUUCGCCAUCGACAAGACCAUCGCCUACGGUUACAUCCAUGACCCCAGCGGUGGGCCGGUCUCGCUGGACUUUGUGAGGAGUGGGGACUAUGCCCUGGAGAGAAUGGGGGUGACCUACGGUGCCCGGGCUCACCUGAAGUCACCCUUCGACCCCAACAACAAGAGGAUGAAGGGAAUCUACUGAGGGCUCAGACCCCAUGCCCCAUCCCAUGCUGUCCAUCCAUUCUCACAGGUCCCAAAUGGCCCUGGGUCCCAGGACCCUGGACCCAGCCAGAACUUGUGCCCUCCCUGUCCUUAGUCUAGGCCUAGUCCUGUGAAAACCCCCAAACCAGAUACGGACAGAGACCAAGAUGGCCCAUAGAAGGCAGUCUCUAAUCCACCCCAGUCCUCCCAGAAAGCAAGCCUGUAAGUGUCUUGGGCUCAGGGACCAUGGCUUGUAGCCCUCUCCAAGCUUCUAGAAGGUGCUUGGUAAGUACUUGAUAAGCCCCACGUGAAAA